AUGGGCCUAAAGCCAACCACAAGAACGGAACGGUUCAAGGAUGAGCCACCGUGCGAAUGGGCGACUGCAGCACCGUUCAGCACCAUUCCACAGCACCACCGAUCGUGGCACACCGAUCGUGGUAUGCAGCAGCAAGCAGGGGAUUGUGAGGUGGAGGAGGAGCAGCAUCAGCAGCAACACCGCCAACCGGAGGAGCUCACAGUUACUGCAAGAAACAUAGCGGCGGUGUUGGGGCCGGAAACAUCGAAAACCAACCGAAGCCGUUGGCGGUGGUUGCCGUCGUCGCGCGCCAGGGAUAGUUCAUCGUCGUCGUUCUUCGUAGGACUAACCGUGCUGUUGCUGCAUCUUACCGAUGUAAGCGGCCGUGCACCGAAGGAACCGUACUAUGGUCGCGAGAUCGGAAAACUCACCAACUUUGGCCACGGCAUCAAGGGUCAAGUGUACGCCGUCGAUGAAUCGACACUGUUUGUCAAAGGAUUCGCCUACGAUGGUAACGCACCGGAUGCGUUCUUCUGGGUCGGCAACUCGCCCCGCCCCAGCCCGGAAGGUUACAUCAUCCCGUACCCGGAGGAGUACAGUGGGAGAGAGCCGCCGGUGUUGCAGCAACACAACAACACAGACAUCAUCCUGAAGCUACCGAUGGGAAAACGUCUCCGAGACAUUCGCUGGCUUUCGGUGUGGUGCCGACGGUUUACGGUCGAUUUCGGUGAGAUUUUCAUUCCGCCCGGACUGGAUGUCCCGAAGCCCCGGGUUCUACCCGAGUUCAAGCGUCUGGCGCACGGCCUACGAUCCAGCAACAUCAGUAUCCUGGACGCGAAAACGUUCUACAUCCCGAAUCUGCACUACGAUGGAGCGGGUCCGGAUGCAUACUUCUGGGUGGGCAAUGGGUCCGAGCCCAACAUCAUGGGUACCAAAGUUCCUAAUGAGAUCGGUUCGCUGGAACCAUUGCGCGGCUACCAGGGUGAGGACAUCGAGAUCCAGCUGCCCGGCAAUCUGACCGUCUAUGAUAUCGAUUGGUUGGCGGUUUGGUGCGUCGAAUACCGACACAACUUCGGGCACGUCUACAUCCCGAAGGAUCUCGACGUACCGCCAGCUCUCGGGCAGACCAAGAUAGCGCCUCCAUGGUGGUACAAACCGACAACAACGACCACGUCGACCAUCGUCACCCAAGGCACCAGCAAACCGACCAAUGUCAACUGUAGGGAGCUGAUCAAGGGCAAACUGAACGUGAUGUGGGAAGUGAUGGAUGACUACAUCGUUAUCGAGCUGAUUGGACGGAUCAGCGAGGAGCAAUACAUGGCGUUCGGUAUCUCGGGAAGCCACGGACACCCGCAGAUGAUCGGUGCGGACGUGGUGGUAGCGUUCUAUGACCGCAAACUGCGUCGAUUCCGUGCCGAAGACUACUACAUGUCAUCGUUGGCCCAGUGUGACGGUCGGCUCGGCGUUUGUCCAGAUGAGCGGAUUGGUGGCAGGAAUGAUGUCGAAAUUUUGUCCGGUGACCGAAGCCAUGGUGUGACGAAGAUCAAAUACCGACGACUCCUGCAGACCAACGAGGCCGUCAACGAUCGGGCGUACCCAUUGGAUCGGCAGAUAUCCGUUAUCGCCGCCAUCGGACCACUGAAUUCACGGGAAGAGGCCAACUCGCACUCACACACCGGUACCGAGGUGACGGUGGACGAUGUGCAGAUAGACUUUUCGGCCAAGAACGACCACAUGUGUACCGAUGCGAUCGAUAACUAUCAGCCGGAAGAUGGUCCUAAGCCGUGGCCAACUCGUACCAUUCUCGGAGAGAAGGUAAUUACGGCACGGAUCGGGCCAACGGGUGGUAGCCGUGGUUACACGCCGAUCACCGGUAAUCCAUCGUGGGGUAUCGCCUGGUACAUGAACGAUAAGCUGAUCCCGGAGAUCUACGUCGAGCGUGGCCAAACUUAUACGUUCAUCGUGGAAGGUGGUGACGAACCGACGCAACCUGCCAAGUACCAUCCACUCUACAUUACAAGCUCCAGUGAAGGAGGUUACGGGCAGCUCUCUGAGGCACAGAAACGCAGAGAGAAUGUAUACGCCGGUGUGGAAUAUGAUUCUUCUGGCUAUGCCGUCCCCGUUGCAGCCGGUCGGUACUGUGAGUGGAAGCACAAAACCAUCGACAAAUCGGCCGAAAUCGAAACGUUCGAAGAGUACAUGAAAACACUGCAGCUAAGCUGCGAUGAUCCCAACGGACAGCCGGCCUAUCUGAACUGGACCGUCUUGGAGGAGACUCCGGAUCUGGUGUACUAUCAGUGCUUUACGCAUCGUAACCUUGGCUGGAAGAUACGCGUGGUAAAUGCGGGUGAAACAAGUAAGAUCAGCGGAUCGCAUGGUUUGUACGGUAGUGGUCCAGCCGGUAGUUUGCUGGUGGUGUGCUUGCUGGCAGCCCUUGCAACGAUCGCCGAUCGCUGGCUGCUGGCGGGAUGGUUCUGAUAGUUUUACGAUCAUUCCGUCCUGCAGCAGCACCUAUGACACUCAACCCCCUCGAUAUUGAGGUGUGUCGCGUCCGUAACGCUUCGCUUUACGAAGCAAAGCGCAUGAACUGAAAGGUGUUGCCACCAUCUUUCCCUUUUCUUGGUUUGUUUUAUAAAACAUUUUUUAAUACACUUUUCUUGAUAAACGCGCGUGUGUGUUUCACCGGGUAGGAGAAAUUGUUUUUUUGUUGUUGUUUGUUUCGUGUUGCGAUUCCAAACUCAUGUCCGCAUCAAAAUUAUACAUUGCUUGCUGUCUGAAGAUCCUGAGACCUUCGAUCCCCUAAUUUGCUGUCUCAAUUUCUCACCUCAUCCUCGUCUAGCGUAGCGGACCGUUUUGCCGCACUUAAUAAUGUCUUUAUCCGUCCAUUUACAACACUUUACUGACUACUAAUCGAUCGACACAAUGUACCCACGAGCCCACGGUUAGUGGGUACAGGUUCAUUCCUUGAUGUUGUGUUAUCUGCCUUUUUGCUCUACGCUGCAAAGACGACAAUAGAACGGCACAGAAAAACACAUAGUCCCACAACGCACAAGGAAUCGCAAACGCGAAGCAAAACCCUUUUUCCUUUCCAAUGCCUGGUUCUCGGUUACACACACCGGCGUACAAACUAUCACGCUGCUAUCACGGCUUUCGCUGUGGUAGGCUUUAUUAGGUAGGGAAAUCAAAUCGUUGGAUAACGCGAAAUGCGCGGAACGAAUGUUUCGUCCAACAAGAAGAAAGAAAAACGGAACAGCGCCCACCUGACCUAAGGACGAUCCGGCGCACCGUAGGUUUUGUGCGAAAGCUUGCACAAGCUUGGACCCCUUUUUGGGUGCAGGGAAGGGAAUCACCGCCCAACUUGCACCUGAAGCUACUAGCAAGCAAACCACACAACCAAUACAACCAUGCGAUAUCGCUGAAAAACAUAUCUUACUAGAGUGAAUUCUCGGAGUGUAUCCUUCACUGCGGCCGGAGCUUGAAGAAGGGAUGAAAUGUGUAGUGAAGGAGAAGAGGGAAGGAAGGGCUUACAUUAUCGCGAAGCAUAGCUUUGCUGUCGAAGUAAUUGCAACAAGAAAAGAAAAGAAACAAUUAGUUAAUCAAUUAUCUCGAAUGCUGAAUCGUGCGAGUGUAGGCGCAGCUUUUGCGAUGCAAGAAAGAUAGGAACGACGAAAGUUAGGGCUCGGAUAUGCGAUCCUACGUUCAAGGGAUGCAAAUGUACAGUAGUAAGGUGUGCAGUAUUUGGCAGGUCAUGUAAAGAUUGGCCAGGGAAGCUUAAGUAUCUUUCCUAUGCAAUCGUUUAUCCCAGUGUACAACUCGCAAUGUGUCCACGGCCUCAAUCUCCUUUUCCGUUCUGUUGCUUAAUUGGUCGUUGGCCUCGGCUGGCCCCCGAUCAUAAGUAUCGUUAACUGUUGAUUAUGUUUCGUUUCGUUCAUAAGUGUCCACUGAGGCAAUUUGUUAUGCUGGUUGUAGUCUCGCAGAUGCCGAGUCGAAACCAUUUCGCUUUCUUUAUCCUGAGGACCCACAGAAAGGAGGAGCACAGGAUGUACAUUUGCAAAACGAAAAACAUCGAAGUUAAGCUGAUUAGCCGUGCGACAUGUGGAAAAUCAUUAAAUGUUUAAAAAAACACCGUUGCUCGUAAAACAAACAAACAAAAUUACGCAAUCCCCAUGCAAACCAUUAACGAAUGACAAUAAGUAACGAAGUAACUGUAAACGCCUAGCCAUGGCGCCCAGACAGGUUAUUUACAGGUGCGGUGGUGCACGAGACAAUAAUGAACCCGUUUUUGGCGACUGUGUUUUGUGGUGUGAAUGAUAUUAAAGCCCUGGGCAGGGAAUGGUGGACGAUGGGACACUGGAAAGUGACUACCGUGCAGUGAUGUUAGCGGAAGAGAAAGACAAUAAUAUGCAACUGGAAAGACCAUUUCAAUAUAAAUAGCUACUCCAAACCAUCAUUGAAUCGUACUCGUCUCCAAUCAAUUGUCAGUGUAUUAAAAACCUAGCGUUUACUCUUGAGCUCCAGGGGCGCGCCAUCACUUUAAGCGCGGUUCGUGGAGGCACACAAGUUCGUAAACUAUUAAUAAUAUGCUAGAGUUAAACCCCAUCUUAGAUAGCUUAAGAAAAAUUAAUAUAGUAAUACACGUUUUGCAGCGAGUACCUUUAGCUCCGCCGCGUGCACAUUCUCUGACAAUAAUCGAACGUAGGUACGUGAAAUCGCAAGACUUUGGGGUGCCGUACUGCAUGUGAAGCUGUACGGUUUUGUUCCGCCGAUUGCAAAACCGGGACCGGGACAGGGAGCGCGAGCAUUGUGCAAAGAAUCAUGACGAAAGCCUCCCCCAGAGUAUCGGAGCAUAUAAAAUGUACAUAAUUGGCAUUCUGGAAGCAAACCAAAAAACCAAAAGAAAGCCCAACCACAAGAAGGUGUGUAAACAUUCUUUUUGGGGAAAAUUCGAAGCGGUUGGCCAACAUCAUGAAUCAAAACUCACAUUGUUCACAUUCACAAUUACAUACAUUCCGAUUCGAACACGAUAACGAUAGGUGGGGACGGUUUGUAGACGAUGAUGAUGAUGAUGAGGAUGAUGGCGAGCAGAUGAAGGCUAAUUAAAUAAAAGUUCUAUCGAUAAUUGUAAAUUUAGCAAACGACAAACUCAAAAUAGGCUGGCGAAAUGCAAUUCAUUCCAAUUUAAAACCAGAGCAAGCUAGGGCUAGGAUCCCGAUUUCCGGGGGUUGGUAAGCGUUUCCCGGGAAACGAGCUACUUCCUAGCCCCGUUUGACCCAUGAACAUCACUCGAUGAAGCUGACGGUGUGUUGCAAUUUACUCUACUUAUACUUCUCUGCUGUGAGAAGAACCCAUAAAGAAGGUAAACAAUCCGCAAGUACAUUAAGAGACAAUAAAGAGAGGACGAUAAAGAGAGGACAAUAAAAGGAUAGUGAUUGAAGCGCAGAUGAUCGCAUAUACAUACAAACUUAUAUAUAUACAUAAAUAUACAUAAAUAUAUAAAUAUAGGCAAGCGUAAGACUAAGCUGAAGCAGAACUAUUGCAUUAUACAUUGUACAUGUAAAAUUUUACAAUUCAUUGUCACAAUCCAUUGUUAAUCUAAUUUGCUGCCGGCAGGUGACGGGUGAAUACAGUUUGAAGCCACUGUGAUGGUUUAGCAGAAAACUGUAAAAAAAAAACCUAUGAAUCAUGAAUCUGCUGAUUGUGCUAUUACUUGGCUGUUGUUCUUUGUUUCCAUACUUGUUUGGCCAUGU
Anopheles darlingi is the source of this 5726-nucleotide messenger RNA. Its product is annotated as protein Skeletor, isoforms B/C. The coding region runs from base 1 to 2457 and encodes 818 amino acids. The record is from RefSeq and is a predicted model, not a curated record. The transcript has 11 exons. Lineage: Eukaryota; Metazoa; Arthropoda; Insecta; Diptera; Culicidae.